Messenger RNA from Cyprinodon tularosa, 2581 nucleotides. RefSeq names its product wingless-type MMTV integration site family, member 5a (gene wnt5a). Gene Ontology annotation, cellular component: extracellular region. Bases 1 to 1137 code for a protein of 378 amino acids. The transcript is spliced from 4 exons. Gene Ontology annotation, biological process: multicellular organism development; cell fate commitment; neuron differentiation. The record is from RefSeq and is a predicted model, not a curated record. Gene Ontology annotation, molecular function: cytokine activity; frizzled binding. NCBI's taxonomy places the organism in Eukaryota, Metazoa, Chordata, Actinopteri, Cyprinodontiformes, Cyprinodontidae.
AUGAACAUUGGGCUAAAGUGUGUCUGUCGGCCAGUUUGCUGGCCCUUUGGCAGCUUGCUGGACUCCAGGAACUGUGUCUUUGCCCUCACCCUCGUCAUGCUCCUCAUGCAGGUGGUCGUAGAGGCCAACUCAUGGUGGUCUUUGGCCAUGAACCCUUUACUGAUCCCAGAGGCCUAUAUCAUCGGGGCCCAGCCUCUCUGCAGCCAGCUGGUAGGCCUGUCUCAGGGCCAAAAGAAACUGUGCCAGCUCUACCAGGACCACAUGCAGUUUAUUGGUGAAGGUGCCAAAAUGGGGAUUCGUGAAUGCCAGUACCAGUUCAGGCACCGGCGCUGGAAUUGCAGCACUGUGGACAACUCCUCUGUUUUUGGACGUGUCAUGCAAAUAGGCAGUCGUGAAACAGCGUUCACCUAUGCGAUCAGUGCAGCAGGGGUGGUGAACACAGUGAGCCGUGCCUGCAGAGAGGGUGAGCUCAACAGCUGUGGGUGCAGUCGGGCUGCUCGUCCCAAAGAUCUACAGAGAGACUGGCUGUGGGGUGGCUGCGGAGACAACCUCAACUAUGGCUAUAGGUUCUCUAAGGAGUUUGUGGACGCACGCGAAAGGGAGAAGAGCUAUCCAAAAGGCUCGUACGAGAGCGCAAGGCUGCAGAUGAACCUCCACAAUAAUGAGGCAGGAAGGAGGGCUGUGUCAAACCUCGCUGAUGUGUCGUGCAAGUGCCAUGGCGUGUCGGGCUCCUGCAGCUUAAAGACCUGCUGGCUACAGCUGGCUGACUUCCGAAAGGUGGGUGAUGCUCUGAAGGAGAAGUAUGACAGCGCUGCAGCCAUGAAGCUCAACUCACGUGGCAAACUGGUACCAUUGCACAGCAAUUUCAACCCACCCACGGGCAAUGAUUUGGUGCACAUCGACCAGAGUCCAGACUACUGCUUAAAGAACCAAAGCACUGGCUCCUUGGGCACAGUGGGACGCCUUUGCAACAAGACAUCAGAAGGCAUGGAUGGGUGCGAGUUAAUGUGUUGUGGCCGAGGUUAUGAUCAGUACAAAGCCCAAAUAGUGGAGCGCUGCAACUGCAAGUUCCACUGGUGUUGCUACGUGAAGUGCAAGCGCUGCACAAGAAUUGUAGACCAAUUUGUCUGCAAGUGAGCAGAGACACUUUGCCCUGUGGAGGAUGGGUGUACAUCUGUGUGAUUUAAUGAGCGUUUUAACAUGGAGAAGAUGGAAGAAAGAAACUAUAUAAAUUAUAUUUAUAGAGCUAAACAAUUAUGUCAUUUGCAAAAAGACCCUUUUAAAAAAAACUAAAAAAAAAAUUUUUUUUCUUUUUUUUUUUUUUAGAAACCAAGAGUAUUGUGAAAUAUUUAUUUUCAGAUUGCUAUGUUUUUAUUCUGGCCCAGUCUGUAUCAGUUUUCUUUUUUUUUUUUUUUUUCUUUUUUUUUUUUUAUGUUUUUUGUUCCUUAAAACAUUUUCUUACCCCAAACAUUAUUGAUAUUGUUUUUAUUAUAUAGUUUUGUUUUUUAAUAAAAAUGUUUUGGUAAGUGGCUGAUAGUGAUGAGAGCUCUCAGCAAAGCUCAGCUUUACCUUUUAUCGUCAUACACAAGUGAUGUCUGAUGUCUUGUCGAUUGCUCAGAAGUUCUGAUGAGUUGGGCAGGAAAUACUGGGUAACUGUAAGUAAAUGUUGCUUGUGUGCCAUGUGUGGAUCUUAGGGCCAGUUUCAAGCCAGACUUUGCUCUUCUUACUUUCCACUUCUCAACACUUGAGCAGGAAUGAAUACAAUUUUUAGCUUUUGUGAAUCAUUGCAUUAUAAGGGCUACAGUGAAAAGGCUGUAUUUUUUUAGUGGGGGGAAUGGGCCAUUUAUUAAACUGUCCUAGAAGCCUGAACAAUCCCUAGGUGCUGGAACAGCUCCAUCAUUCAUUAUGCACUUUGAUGCACAGACUUUAACCUCUCUGUAGGCAUCUCUUCAACUGUUAUCCAUAUAUUCAUAUCCUAGUCUCCUUUUCAUAUCAUUUCAGAAUAUCCAUAUUAACAUUAUUCUACAGUACUUAUCAUGGUUCAAAUAUAUAUGGGUAAUGUUGUGGUGAACAAUAGUGAAAUAUUAAGUGCUCUCUGUAAAUAGUAUAGCAUAGUCUAUCCAGCUGAUCAAUAAACUGUAUUUAUUUUAUUUUUUUUAUCCAAUCUUCCUUUAAGCUCGAAGAAGAAAAGCAUUGUUUCUACAAACAGAUGAAUUAGUCAGUUUUAAGGUCACUUUUCUAAAAUGUUUAUUCUCAUUGACACAUGGGGCUUCACUGUUUUGUCUUUUUUUGUAAAAGGGAAAUGCACCUUAUUGUUAAAAAAGAAACCAUUCACUCCAGUUUGGCUUUGUUACAUCGGUUCUUUCACAGAUGUUCAGGUUUUUAUCUCAUAUUUUCACCAUGAUAUGAUCCCUGUGAUUCUCAUUAGACUUAUUCCAACAACUCAACAAUGUGUAUUUAUAAGCUUCUUUAUUGAAUUUGAGGUUUGUUGAACUAAAUGUGUUAUAGUUGAUGUUUUGUUACUUUUUACAAAUCAACUCAAUGCUAUUCCUUCUUUCAAUAAAUAUGAAAUGUAAAACUA